Messenger RNA from Xenopus laevis (African clawed frog), 1708 nucleotides. RefSeq names its product formyl peptide receptor 2-like. Lineage: Eukaryota; Metazoa; Chordata; Amphibia; Anura; Pipidae. The record is from RefSeq and is a predicted model, not a curated record. Bases 49 to 1158 code for a protein of 369 amino acids. The transcript has a single exon.
UACAAAAUACAUUUGUUGGCUGUAUUUAAUGAAGAAACUAACUGGUAUAUGUUUUGUCUCAGGGAAAAACAAAGCGGUAUUUUCAGCAAACACAUGAACAACCGCAUCAUGGAUAAUGUUUCCAUUUCUUUAAACACAACCAUGAAUUCUACUUCAGAGAUCCAUGAGCUGGACCCACAAAUCAAACGCAUAGGACAUAUUUUGUAUGUUGCCUCUAUGGUACUCUAUCUUGUAGCUUUUUUACUUGGGACAACUGGGAAUGGCUUGGUCAUCUGGAUUGCAGGUUUCAGGAUGAAAAAGACAAUCAAUAGUGUGUGGUUCCUUAAUUUGGCCAUUGCAGAUUUCCUCUUCACAUUUUUUCUACCCAUCAUAUUUGUCUAUUUUGUCCUCUAUUUCCACUGGCCCUUUGGUAACUUCAUGUGCAAAUUAUACAGUACUUUGACUUUUAUCAACAUGUUUGCCAGUGUCUUUCUACUCACCGCUAUCAGUAUAGACCGGUGUGUCUCUGUUGUGUACCCUGUCUGGUCCCAGAACCACAGGACACCGCGCUUGGCCUCAUUGGUCACUCUGAUUAUUUGGCUUCUUGCCUUAUGUGCUAGUGUACCUUAUUUUGUUUUUAGAGACACAUAUGUAGAACAUCAUGGUUCUAUUACGUGCUACAUUGACUAUGGUUCCACUGAUGAUGGAGUAUUGACUGAUUCAGGAAAGCUAAAUAUCAAGGCUACAGUGACAACAAGAUUCAUCCUUGGCUUUUUCAUUCCUUUUGCCAUAAUUGUGUUUUGUUACACAGUGAUUGCAUUUAAACUCAAAAUGAAUCACACAUUCACAUCUACAAAGCCAUUCAAAAUUAUCGUCGCUGUUCUGAUAUCAUUUUUUGUCUGCUGGUUUCCCUUCCAUGUCUUCUCCUUUUUGGAAAUGUCUCGACACACUAAUGAAGACAUUCCGCAAAGCAUUCUGGAUAUUGGAAUUCCUAUCACCACCAGCCUGGCAUUUCUCAACAGCUGUGUCAACCCUUUCCUUUAUGUCUUUAUGGGAAGGGAAGUUAAGAGCAUAUUCAGGAAUUCUAUCCAGGUUGCUCUUGAGAAUGCUUUCUCUGAGGAUUUACCAAAAUCAUAUGUUAAAAGCAAAAGCAAGACUAUAGAAUCCAAUUUGGUCUAAAAUCCAAGUAUUUGUUUAUUAUAAAUAAUAAUUUUUUUAAUUAAAAUACAUGCUUGCAAACAGCUACAUUUUAUAUCAAUUGUUCCCUUUGUGGUGACUUGAUUCCAUAUUGAAAAAAGACUGCCCCAUGCACACCCUGGCCUCCUUGGUGCUACAGUCAUUCAUGAGACGGCACUCCCCAGUGUUCUAUAGACAACAGAGGAUUACCGACACACAAGCUUAUUGCAAUGGGGACUAGCUCUUUGACUUUAUUAUGUUCUGUUAGCGUAAUAAAGCCAAGGGAUAGUGCUCAUUAUAAUAACCUUUUCUGCUAACUGAAUUUCCAAUUUGAUAUGUUUUUGGGGGCCUAAUAAGUUACUCCCUGUAAGAGGUUAUUAGAUAUGUAUAAAUAUAGGGAAAUUACCCUUUUAUUGGGAGGUUGCUAAGUCUAUGUUUUACCUACAACUUGCUUUUCAGUGUUAAAACUCAUAAUUGGCUGCCCAUUUUAUUGGCAACUAUUGCAAUCAUCUAACUGUAGUUGGGGAUGGUGGAAGCUACACCAUUGAGCUGG